AGAUAUUGAGAGAUGCGUUCCGUGGGGCGGGGUUUCUGCUAAUUUGUGACGUUUCUAGUGACGAAGACGGAAGUAGAGCGGUUCCUGCUGAUGCAGAAAUGGAGGACACUGGUCAAGAUGGAGUUUUAUCUCCAGCCACUCCAGGACCAGCUAAAUCAAAGCUGGAUACUUUACCAAAAGAAGAACUCAUCAAAUUUGCAAAAAAACAGAUGGUGAUGAUUCAGAAACUCAAGACAAAAUGCACAGAUUUAGAGAAGGAAAUCGAAGGGCUCAAAUCAAAACCCACUACAGAAGGUGUAGAUGAUGUUGUGCAGGCCCUCACUGAUCGUUUAGAUUCUGUUCUUUUGGAAAAAGCAGAAACUCAGCAGCAGCUAGUUAAGCUUAAGAAAGAAUAUGCUAAAAUUAAAGUGGAAUCUGAGGAUGCUGCAAGGAAAGCUUCAGAAUUACAAAGUAAUUAUGAGCAAUCAAGUAGUUGUUUGUCAGAAAAGAUUGAAAAAAUGCAGGAUGAAAUAAAUCAAAACCAGACCAAACACAAGGAAGAGGUAGAAGCGCUAAAAAGGGAGCUAAAAGAGGCAUAUUACAAACUGGAACUCCAAGGCAACCAAGAAGGGGAGAUUAAAAAACUACAAGUAGAUGUAGAGCAAAUGCGUUCAUCUUACGAGGAGCAGAUUUCUAAUUUGCAAAGGGGCUUAGAUGCAGUUAUUGAAGAAAAGAACCAGGAAAUAGGCAAUCUGAACAAUUCUCAGUUAUUGGUUCAUGAGCAGCAUCAACAUGAAAUUCGAAACCUUAACGAAGAGCUUCAUAAAUUAAGGAAUGUUCACCAGGACAAAGUAUUAGACCUUAAAAGUCAGCUUGAAUCUUCAGCAAUAGAGUAUGUGAAACAAAAAGAAUCAAUGCAAGAGUUACUAAACCAGUACAGGGAAAAGGAGAAUAUGUUGUUGGAGGAAAUGGAAACAAAUAAUAAGAAACAUGCCCUUGAAGUAAAACACCUUAAAGAAAAGCUUGAGGAAAAGAGUAUGGUUCCUGAAGCCCAAGUAGUUGUACCUGAAGUUAUCGAUGAUAAAGUAUUAAUUUUGGAAAAUCUUUUGACAGACCUAGAGUCACAACAAAGUAUUGUACAAGAAGAACUUACAUAUACUAAUAAUGUGAAAGAAAAGUUAGAAAUUGAACUUAAGAACAUAAAGAGUGAAUACUUUCAUGAACGAGAAGAAUUAGAAUUUAAGAUAAAUGAACUGCAGCUUGCAAUUGAAGAUUACAAUGGAUUGAUUGAAAAAUUAAAAUGUGAGCUUCGGAUUGCAAAGGAAGAUUUUGAAAAGUCAGAAAAACAGAACAGUGUAGAUAUCCAGGCCAUGAAAGAGCAGCACAUAAAAGAAAUAACUGAUCUAAAACAAUCAAUAACAUCACAGUUUGAAAAUGAAAAAUAUUCAUUUGAUCAUGAAAUUCAGCUUCUUAAGGAACAAAAUGACAGGCUACAUAAGGAAAAAUCUGAAGCUGUGAGAAGUUAUGAGAACUUGAGGGAAACGCUUGUUAGCCUUCAAGAGGAAUUGGGGGAUUCUGCUGGAAAGAUCAGCAGGGAGUUUGAAGCAAUGAAGCAGCAACAAGCAAUAGAUGUCCACGAGCUACAGCAAAAACUGAGAGUAGCAUACAAAGAUAAAAAUGAUCUACUUGAAACUGUGAACCGGCUGAAGGCCGAAGUGGAUCUUUUAUCAGGCAAGCAAGCUGAAUGUGAAGAACUUCAGCUUCAAAUUACUACCCUGCAUCACAAGAAUGAAGAAGUGGUUGCCUCUCUGCACAGACAGGAUGAGAUGUUAAAAGACAUGGAGAUAAAAAUGGGACAAACAACCAUACAAAAUGAAGAGGUCUUUUCUACCAUAAAAUCAUCCACUGAACAAAUCUGUAAAUUGCAGGAGAUAUGCAACAAUGAAAAAUCUAGAGCUUUGAGUUUGCAAAAGGAAACUGAGGAACAGGCAAAUCUUAUUGCUGAAUUGACACAAAAAAUCGAUAAGUUGACAGAAAAACUCAGUGGAUCCGAAAACUUUUCAGCUGAACUUAAACUGCAACUGGAAAGCUUACUGUUGGAGCGUGAAUCAAAUGCAUCUUAUGAUGAAAUGUUAAAUCUUAAGGAGGAAAAAGAGAUGCUGAGUAAAGACUUUGAGAGACUUAUGGCUGAACACAGUAGUUGUCUUAUGUUACAAGAGAAUAUUAAAAAUAUGAAUGAUCUUCAGGAGAAACUGACAAAUGCUUAUAAUGAGAAAAAUGUUCUACUUGAAACUGUGAAUAACCUCCAAGAGGAAGCAAAAGUGUUAUUAUCCAGGCAAACUGAAUGUGAAGAAUUACAGCUUCAAAUUGAAAACUUACAAGAAAAGAAUGAAGAAGUAAUGACAUUGCUGCACCAAAAGUGUGAGUUGCUUAAAGAAAUGGAAGAAAAAUUGGGUCAAGCUAAGAUGCAAAAUUCAGACGUUUCCUGUGCUUAUCAAUCUUCAGGCGAAGAAAUAAAUAAAUUGCAGGAUAUGUGCAAGUCUGAACAAGACAAAAAUUCAUGUUUACAGAAAGAGUUUGAUGAUCAGGAACAGCUUAUUGCCAACCUUAAGCAAAAUAUUGAGGAAUUGACAGAAAAACUUCAGGACUCCAUAAAACGUAACGACUAUGCUGGUAAUGAAAGGGACAAUCUACAACAGCAAGUUGAAAGUUUACAAAUGUGCAAAAAAGACCUUGAAACAGAGUGUCAGAAGUGUCAGAAUGAAGUGCUGAAUGUCAGUAAAGAAAAGGAUGUUUUGAGAAGAGACUUUGAUAGGCUUUUGUCUGAACACAGUGAAUGUUUUUCUUUAAGACAAGAACUAGAAGAAUUAAGAAUGAAGUUCCAGUUGGUUGCAGAAGACAAAGAACAGGUGACAAAAUUUCUUGAAAGUGAACAGCACCAAAUUGAAGCAGUAAAAUGCCAGCUUAUUGUUCUUAGAGAAACGUUGUCGAUUGAUGAUGCUGAGCAAGAUAUUAUUCAUAUGCUGCAAUCCAUUAAUGAGGCAAUGUCUCAGAUAAAUGAAGAGAAACAGAAUAUGAUUUUACAGAGGGAUGAGAAAUCUGUUGAACUUGAGAGACUUCAGGAAAAAUCUGAAUCUCAAAGUGCAGAGUUAAGAGCAAUAUUAAAUGACUACUCUACAGAGAAGGUGCUUCUGAAGGAACAGUUAGAUGAAACAAUAAGAGACAAAGAGACUUUGCUAAAUGAUUUAGUAGAGAUGAAAAAUGCACUGGAGAAAUUAAAGCUUCAAAACCAGGACCUCGUUACAGAUCUUGAAAAGUUAACAGCAGACCUGGAAACUGUAAAAAAAGAAAAAGCGGAAAUGCUUGUGCAGCUCAACCAGGAAGGUCAAAUGGAUUUGCAAUCUUUAAUUGAAAGCAAGGAGUCUAAUAUGAAUGCACUCACACUGGAAUUAACCUCUGUAAAGGAUUCACUUUCAAAAUCAAAGGCACUGGAAUUUGAGCAACAAGCUCAUAUAUCAGAACUUGAAACUAAAAUAGCAAAUCUGGAAAAACAUUCUAAACAGACAGAAGAAAAAUGUAAUAAAAUUAAAGCAGUUGCAGUUAAAGCCAAGAAGGAACUAGACAGCUGUAAAAAAGAGAAUCAGUCAAUAAAAGCAGAGCUGGAGAAGAAUAGAUCAGAAAGAGACCAGUUUACAUCUUCCAUGAAGGAUCUUGUUCAAAGUGCUGAAGGAUACCAGAACCUCUUACGAGAAUAUGAUAGACAAGUGGAGCUGCUGGAAGUGGAGAAGGAGAGAUCUAAAAAUGUAGAGCAUCAGUUGGCAGAGCUUGCAAAACAGAUCCAAGCGUCUACUCUUGAGAAAGAAAAGCUAAGCCUUGCAAAUGAAGAUUUGGUAGCCCAUAUGGAGACAAUGCAGACCAACAAUAAAUUGUAUGAGUCACAGAUACUAGAACUGCAGAAAGCCAAGUUUGCAGUGGAUAAAGAGCUUGAAGCUGAAAAGUUGGUAAAGGAGCAAAAAAUCAAGGACCACUCUUUGUCUCUAAGCCAAGUACAGGAUCUUCAGAAUCAACUUCAAAAGGAAAAGAAACAGCUUCAAAAGACUGCACAAGAGCUUGAACUUGUCAGGAGGGAUGCACAGAAGAGCACACUGAUGGAUAUGGAAAUAGCUGAUUACGAGCGCUUGGUGAAAGACCUCAACCAAAAAAUUUCCAUUAAGAGCAGUCAGCUGGAAGAUCUAGAACAAGAGCUACAGAUUCAAAAGCAGAAACAGGAAAUGCUACAAGAAGAAAUAUCGUCAUUGCAGGCAACUGUGGAGCAACAUGAGGAGAGAAGCACAAAAAUGAAGCAACUGUUGGUGAGAACCAAAAAAGAACUUGCUGAUGCAAAGCAUGCUGAAUCUGAUCAGUUGAUUCUUCAGGCCUCUUUGAAAGGCGAGUUAGAAGCAAGUCUGCAGCAAGUGGAGGCAUUUAAGAUUCAGGUGGCUGAACUGACAUCAGAUAAACACAAAGUACAAGAGCAGUUGAGGGCACUAGCAGAACAGCAACAACGUGCAGCCGGCACAUACCAGCAAAAGCUUUCUACUCUGCAAGAAGAGUGUGCUGCCGCUAAGGCUGAGCAAGUGUCCGUGACCUCUGAAUUUGAAAGUUACAAAGUACGUGUCCAUAAUGUUUUAAAGCAACAGAAGAAUAAAUCUACAUCCCAAGCAGAACAUGAAGUUUACAAGCAGGAAAAGGAACAUCUGCAAAGCAUGGUGGACCAAUUGAAAGCUAAACUUCAAGAGACCCAACACAACCUGCAGAUUAAUGCAAUAGAGCUUCAGUCAUUGCAAUCUGAACAUGACACACUCUUGGAGAGGCACAAUAAAUUACUUCAGGAAACAGUCACUAAAGAGGCAGAGCUUCGCGAAAAGCUUUGCUCUGUGCAGUCGGAGUACACUGUUCUUAAGACGGACCAUUCACAAGUUGUUAGCCAGCUGAGUGCUCAAAAUGAAGCUCUGCAAAAUAGUUUCAGUGACCAAGUGAGACGUUUACAAGAUGAUCAAAGGAAGACAGUGGAAACACUGCAGCAGCAGCUUUCCAAGGUGGAAGCUCAACUCUUCCAAAUGAAAAGUGAAAGCAAUGUGGCAAGUUCUCAUCAACCUUUGAAGGGUUUGCGGGAAAGGAGGCCAGUCGAUCUUCCUCUCUUAGACAUGUACUCUGUGGCCAGAGAAGAAGGAGAAGGAAUGGAAACUACUGAUACAGAAUCAGUCUCUUCAGCCAGCACACACAUUGCAUCAUUUGAGCAACUUCUCAGUUCUGCUGAAGCAAAAAAUGACCCUCCUCAAUGGCAUCCAGAGCUUUCCAAAGAAGAACUGACCCAGAAACUAAACACCACUUCAAAAAGCGUUGAUCAUAUGAGUGGACUUCUUCGUGAGACAGAGGCAACCAAUGCCAUGCUGAUGGAACAAAUCACACUCCUCAAGAAUGAAGUUAGACGCCUGGAAAGGAAUCAAGAACGAGAGAAGUCUGUGGCAAAUCUGGAAUAUUUGAAGAAUGUCCUACUACAGUUUAUAUUCCUUAAGGCAGGCAGUGAAAGGCAGCGCCUUCUUCCUGUCAUAGAUACCAUGUUGCAGUUAAGCCCAGACGAGAAAGGAAAACUUCAUGCCAUUGCUCAUGGUGAAGAAGAUGCAGGUUCUCGCCCUGCUGGGUGGUCGUCCUAUCUACACAGCUGGUCUGGACUGCGGUAGUACCAGGAUCAGCACACACACACGCAACAUACAUUCCUGAGUUGCACUAAUCACAGGAGCAGAUAACAUGUCUUGUAAUUUAGUUUGUAUAAUGAAGUAGUUAUUUAAUUACUUUUAUCUUAUUAUGUAUAUUGUAUUGAAUCCAAAGCUUGGGGUAUCACAAAUUUCUCUCCAAUCUGUGCAUAUUUCAUAGUGCCUUGCAAUGAUUGUCAGAAAACAAAGUUUCUUCCUGUCAGAUGCUUCCCAUCCAUCACUGUUUGAUCUUUUUCAAUUUCAUUUUAGCCUGGCUUUCUCCUUUUUGACAUGAGCUCAGUCAGUUGGGCUUUUGUAUAAAAGGUACAUAAACACUGUGUGAACUUCCAGAAAUAAAUAUAAAUGCAUACUUGA
Messenger RNA from Xenopus tropicalis (tropical clawed frog), 6089 nucleotides. It is a transcript of the gene gcc2, whose product is annotated as GRIP and coiled-coil domain containing 2. The transcript is spliced from 23 exons. Bases 99 to 5702 code for a protein of 1867 amino acids. Gene Ontology annotation, cellular component: cytoplasm; cytosol; Golgi apparatus. Lineage: Eukaryota; Metazoa; Chordata; Amphibia; Anura; Pipidae. The record is from RefSeq and is a predicted model, not a curated record.